Messenger RNA from Phycodurus eques (leafy seadragon), 1670 nucleotides. RefSeq names its product aromatase (gene cyp19a1a). NCBI's taxonomy places the organism in Eukaryota, Metazoa, Chordata, Actinopteri, Syngnathiformes, Syngnathidae. Gene Ontology annotation, molecular function: oxidoreductase activity, acting on paired donors, with incorporation or reduction of molecular oxygen; monooxygenase activity; heme binding. The transcript is spliced from 9 exons. The record is from RefSeq and is a predicted model, not a curated record. The coding region runs from base 57 to 1631 and encodes 524 amino acids.
CUGCGCCGCUUUCGUUGUCGCGUUUCGUCCUGUGCGAAUUUCGAAUCGACCUUCUUAUGGAGCUGAUCUCCGCUUGUGAACGGACAAUGACUGUGGUAGAAUUGGAGGCGAUAGUGUCGGAACUAGCCCCCACGGCCCAGAAUGCAACUGUGGGGGCAGCGGCUGGCAUUUCCGUGGCAACCAGAAGUCUGGUUUUACUCUUCUGUCUACUGAUGGUGGCCUGGAACCACACGGAGAAGCGACGAGUUCCAGGUCCCUAUUUCUUUCUGGGAUUGGGCCCGCUUUUGUCAUACGUGAGGUUUAUUUGGACGGGAAUAGGCACAGCCAGCAAUUACUACAACGACAAGUACGGGGACAUUGUCAGAGUUUGGAUCGACGGAGAAGAGACUCUCGUUCUCAGCAGAGCGUCGGCUGUGCACCACGUUCUCAAGCACGGGCACUACACCUCACGGUUUGGGAGCAAGUUAGGACUCGGCUGCAUCGGGAUGAAUGAGAGAGGCAUAAUAUUUAACAACAACGUCAGCCAGUGGAAAAAGAUACGCACGUAUUUCACCAAAGCCCUGACAGGCCCGGGCCUUCACCAGACCUCGGAGGUGUGCAUCUCGUCCACACGCACGCACCUCGACCACUUGAGGAAGGCCGCCGGAGGAGCCGGAUUGACGAACGUGGACGUUCUCGGUCUGCUGCGGUGCACCGUGGUGGACAUCUCCAACAGGCUCUUCUUGGACGUGCCGUUCAACGAGAAGGAGCUGAUGCAGAAGAUUUUAAAGUAUUUCGACACAUGGCAGACCGUCCUGAUCAAACCAGACGUCUACUUUAAGUUUGGCCAGCUUCACCGGCGGCACAAGGCGGCGGCCCAGGAGCUCCAAGAUGCCAUCGAGGGCCUCGUGGAGCACAAAAGAAGCGAAAUGGAGCAAGCAGAUAAACUGGACAACAUCAACUUCACUGCCGAGCUCAUAUUCGCACAGAAUCGCGGCGAACUUUCCGCUGAGAACGUGAGGCAGUGCGUGCUGGAGAUGGUGAUCGCCGCACCGGACACUCUGUCGGUCAGCCUCUUCUUCAUGCUGCUGCUUCUCAAACAGAAUCCAGACGUGGAGCUGCAGCUGCUCCAGGAGAUAGACGGCGUCCUGGGCGACAGGACCCUGCAGAACGAUGACCUUCCCAAGCUGCAAGUGCUGGAGAGCUUCAUCAAUGAAUGCUUGCGCUUCCACCCGGUGGUGGACUUCACCAUGCGUCGCGCGCUUUCUGAUGACGUCAUCGACGGCUACAGAGUUCCCAAGGGCACAAACAUCAUUCUGAACACAGGCCGCAUGCAUCGCACUGAGUUCUUCCCCAAACCAAAUGAACUGAGUCUGAAAAACUUUGAGAAAAAUGCCCCACGUCGCUACUUCCAGCCGUUCGGCUCCGGCCCUCGAGCCUGCGUGGGCAAACACGUCGCUCUGGUCAUGAUGAAAUCCAUCCUGGUGACGCUGCUGUCCCAGUAUUGCGUGUGCCCCCAUGCGGCGUUGACGCUGGACUGCCUGCCUCAGACCAACAACCUCUCCCAGCAGCCUGCGGCCCACCAGCAGGACAGCCGACGUCUCACCAUGACGUUCUUACCCAGACAGAGGGGACACCGGGACCCUCUUUGAGACAUUCCCAAUGGUCUUUUUCUGUUCCUCGACAUUUAU